CCGUGAUAAAGCGACGAUUUCCAACCGUUUCUCACCUAGUGGAGGCUGGAAUUCUAACAGAAGAAGAGAAAGAUAUGCUGGACAACACGCAAACUACCCAUGGGAUAUGGUGGGACUGCCUUGAGUAUCGUGGUCAGUGUGGAAUGAUUUGGUCAUAUGACUGGAUAUCGGUCCCACUAGUAUAUACUCAGGUAGCGGAUUCGGUGAUUUGUCCGUUUGGAGAGGACGAUGACGACUUCGACAUGAACUGUAAUUACAUGAUUCCUGUUGUUCAUU
This is a messenger RNA of Ostertagia ostertagi, 276 nucleotides long. The record is from the annotation of a GenBank genome assembly. Lineage: Eukaryota; Metazoa; Nematoda; Chromadorea; Rhabditida; Trichostrongylidae.